This is a messenger RNA of Trachymyrmex septentrionalis, 483 nucleotides long. RefSeq lists its product as uncharacterized. The record is from RefSeq and is a predicted model, not a curated record. The coding region runs from base 1 to 474 and encodes 157 amino acids. The transcript has 4 exons. Lineage: Eukaryota; Metazoa; Arthropoda; Insecta; Hymenoptera; Formicidae.
AUGUUUGCGGGACAGAUAAAGAGCUUGCAAUUACUAGCUUUGUACUGUAUCGUCGUACAAAGCUACGUCAUACAUGAAGAUGGAUUGACACCGACUAAGUUAGAAACAGAAUCAAACGAAACUACGACGAGCGCUGAUACUGGUAAUAUUAACAAAUCAAGCGAUGUGUUGGAGAAAGAACUGCUUUUGAAACUCCCCGAAGGGGCAAAGCAAGAAGACUCACUUAAGAAGAUCACUCUAGAUGAUAAUGAUAGCUCCAAAGAAACAUUUAAUAAGGCCUUAGAACUACCGCUCCUCGGACAAGACGGUCAUGUGACAGAGGAGAUGGAAAACAAAUGGAGGCCGAAGGAAAAAUUGGGAACCAAACGUGAAGAAUUCCGUUUUGUCUUUUCUUUAUUAGGCUAUCCAGUGAUAGUAUAUCAUACACAAUCCAAUGGGCAAACUGGCAAUAACAAGUCUCAACUGGAAGUUUAAUCUUGAUUA